Messenger RNA from Rotaria sordida, 459 nucleotides. NCBI's taxonomy places the organism in Eukaryota, Metazoa, Rotifera, Eurotatoria, Philodinida, Philodinidae. The record is from the annotation of a GenBank genome assembly.
AUGUUCUUUUGUUUUUUUUUCCUAGAACCGGACACACCUGGUAGUGAAAAUAAUGAGGAUUCGGAAACAGAUGGUUCAAUAAUUAGUGAAACUGAACCUCGUGCAACAUUUAGUAAUGAUAAUCACGUUGAAGAUAUAUCAUUUCAAACAAUACGUGAUGUAUUUAAUUCAAAUGAAACAACUCAAGAUCGUUAUAAUCAAAACCGACGUUUAAUUGAAGAUUUUCGUACAAAACCAUUUGAAGAAUUAAAAUCUCGUGUUCAUGAAAAACAACGACAAGUUGAUCAACGAAUAGGACAACUAUUAAAUGUUCUUCAGUUAUCAAAAGAUAAAUUACCAAUAACAACAACUGUAACAACAUCAAAUGGAAUUGUACCAAAUAAUUUUACACCGGCAAUAAAUGGAACACCGAAUAAACAUAUAAAUAGUUUUAAUUAUCCUGAAUUGUUUACUUAUUAA